AUGGCGCCGAGUACGCGUGCAAAUCCAUCCCCAAGCGCAAGCUCCUGUGCCGCGAGGACUACGAGGACGUGUGGCGCGAGAUCCAAAUCAUGCACCAUUUGUCCGAGCACCCCAACGUGGUGCGCAUCAGGGGCGCCUACGAGGACGCCCUGUUCGUGCACCUCGUCAUGGAGCUGUGCGCCGGUGGGGAGCUCUUCGACCGGAUCAUACAGAAGGGCCACUACAGCGAGCGCAAGGCGGCGCAUCUCAUCCGCACCANCAGAGUGGGUGGCGGAGCUUCUCGGUGUUUAUGGGCUUUUGCUCGAGUGCUUGGCGUGCAUCGGCCCGUGCCUCGCGGGGAAGCCCUACUCGGUGCACCUCCAGAGGGGACAGUUCGUUUGCUGCUUGGAAGGUCAGGGAAGGUAUGCAGAGGCCGAGGAGGAGGCGCUAUCUCUUCUUGAGAGCCUUCGAUCGGCGCUGAUCCCAGCUGCUUCAGCACCGAGGUCGCAGAAGGGGAGAAGCGCCGACGCCAGAUGCCUAUUGCCUGAUCCGAAGCUCGCAGGUUGUGAUGAUCCAGAGGUCACAAUUUUGGCCAUCCAGAUUAUCAUCAGCCUUGCUAACUGUUCUUCUAAAUACAAAACAAAGGAUGGAGCUGCUUUUGAGAGGAUCUUGGCCCUUGUUGAGCAAGUUCAGCCAUGGCUCCCGUUUCUGGAUCCUGAGUCGCUGAAGAAAUAUCAUUGGUUACUUGUGAAUGCCUUGUACAGAUGUUCAAAUUUCCUGGUUGUAGAAUGUAUGUCUUUUGACACGGAUUUGGUACAGCGGUUCUGUAUGUUCAUGUUGAGAGAGUGUGCGAAGCCCUCUUCAAUCGACCGUUUUCCGAUAAUUGCUCGCAAAAUUAGUUCUUCCAUCGACUUGCAUUGGGAAGGCAGAUCCUGUCUUAUGUUCGAUAUACUAAAUUUGGCCCUUGAGUCAAUAAAAUGUGGCUGCAAGGUUUGUGUGUCGAAAUCUGUAAAUGAGUUACUCGAUUUUGUAUUGUAUUCUGCUGACAGCCUCUGUGCUGCCAACAUGGAUGCCCUUACAGGUUUUUCGGAAUUAUUUUAUGAAAAAGGAGGUGAUUUCUUUGAGGUUUCACCUCCUAUUGCCUCAAUUCUGAUUCUCUAUGCUACUGCCUUGUACUUCGUAUCUAAUAAUAUUCAAGUUAAGCAAGCCGGAGAUAAUUUUGAAUUAUCUUCUGAGGGUACUACAAAUACAACUUUGCUUGACAAUGUAGAAAAUCUUCAGAAGUUGACUGAUUCACUGGGCAGUUUAGCAAGAUAUUUUCACGUCGCUAGCGACAGGACUGAUAUUGCUUUUGGUGAUCCAUUAGAGGCACAGAAUGAAUCAACCAUGCUUCUGAAGUCCAAUAUCCACACAGAGUGUAAAUACUUGCAUGGAAGUGCUUCUUUUAUCUCGUAUUUAGAUGCUUUAGAGUUUUUAUGCAAGAUAUUAUAUCAAUAUGCAAACACAGCCUGGAAAUACUUGUCCGAGAAGAAAAUGAUCUGUCAUUUUGUGAAGAUAGACCAUGUUUUGAAUGCAUUACAUCUGUUCUGUGAUUCGAUGAUCCUUGCUUUCAGAAGCAUCAAGACAUCUGAAAAGGAUAAAGAGAGGCUACAGGAAAGACGUGGAACAUUACUUGAAGUGGCCAUUUCAGCAUUCAGAAUCUCUUUUCUCACCACUGGAAACUAUCAGAAGAGUCUGUCCUCCAUUAAUUACGCCAUAUCAAGUGAAUGGAUUAAACCUCAGGAGCUGAGAUUUCUUAUUUCAGCACUCAAUAAUAUUGGGGCUUCGUUGUACAAUAUUGGGCAUUUCAAACAGGUACCAAUAGUAUUGCAGUUGUGUUGUCAAGCAAUAUGGGCAAAUGUCAAUCUAGUCUGCAGAAGAUACUCGGACAAGCUGCGGGGGUUUAAUGUUGAUUGUAUAUCUAAGGAUUCGGUAAAGGAUGUCAUUAAUGAUGCAUUCACAAGGAUUGCAACAAUAGUUGAUACUCUACACAGAUGUGGUGCCACCGACACGAAUGAAACUGUUGUAAAAAGCUUAUUUCAACUGUCAGCCACUGAAGGCAUAUUUGAAAAUCUAAAUGGCUCUUUGGUCUUGGUUAAACAAUGGGUUAAGAUAAUGUGUAAAGAUUUUGAAGGUGUUGACAUGGUAGAUAAUGCUGAAGUUCUCUACUCCUCACUAUUGAGAUACUGUCCAAAAUGCCCAAAGAAGAUUGCAGGCAAGAUUCUUGAGCAGGAGCUUCUUGCAUAUGACAUGAUGGAAGUUCGAAACCCAGUUCUUUGUAAACAGAUGAAACUAAAAGUUGUGGAUAUUCUCUUAAAUGUUAUGUAUGUGUCAAGAGAUUGUUAUUUGGGAAGAUCAAGGGUACUUGUUAGAAAGGCGAAAGUACUUCGAGCUUGCGGAAUAGAGAGCAUAAAUGGCUCUCUGAAAUGUCUCUCUGAAGCCAUUUGUUUACUUAAAGACAUAUCAUUAGAUUCUUCUGGAGGUAAUGCUACUGUACAUCAUCAGUUGGCCAUCGCAUACUGCUUGCAUGCACAAUGUGCCCAGGAAGCCAAUCUCGACUGUAAGGUUAUCCUGCAAGAUGUUCAAGCCGCAUUAAAUUUGUGGCUAAGCAUUGACAUCCAGGAUUUUUGUUGUAUAGAUGGAAAUUUUGAAAUGACAGCUGAAAAUAUGACACCGUUAUUGUGUUCCAUAGCUGAUUUGUUAGCCAUGAAGGGAUGCUUGGAGUUUCAGUUUGACAUCUGCAAGCUACUGAUCAUGAUAUGGAAUCGCGCGGAUAUUGCUCUUGAAAGAUUUUUUGCCUUGCUAUGGAAUGAUAGGCGUCUUAAUCAUUCGUUUUGUACCAUUCCAAUGGAUGGACAGUUCAUUUUGAAUAUGUCAAAACACUUCGGUGUUAAUGCUAGCUCUGUUGAUUAUUGGAUUAGUUGUGUAAAAGGUAAUCAGGCUUCACUAUGUAUGUUUCAUCAGAAGGUGUCACUGACUGAUUCAGUUUUUCCUGAAUUAAGUGAUCAUGGUUUUCAAACGUCAUUUGCUCAUAAAGUCAGUGCUGAUGAAGUUAAAAGGGUUGCAUCUUCUCUUGUUUCUGCUGUUCCUUUGUCAAGUCAAUCAACUUUCCUUGCUGGAUAUCUGUAUUAUGAUUUGGCUGAAAGGCUUCUGUUAAAGGGAAGAUAUUUUGAGGCUCUUUGCCUUUCAAGAGAGGCUCUUCAGUUGCGAAAGAGACUUCUAAAAAGGAAGUUCAUCUACUACUUUAGGCGGCAGCAGCAGCAGCAGCAACCACAACAGCCUGUAAGUGCUGAAAAAGAAAAUCAGACAACACCAGACCUUGUUCACCUUGAAGCGAUGGAAUCAGUUGCAACUGAAACUUGGCCAGAUCAUUGUAGGUCCGGAAACAUAGAGGACUCCUUCCUUACUCCAUGGGCUGUUCUUAGAUGCUACCUUGAAAGCAUUUUGCAGGUGGGGAUUAUUCAUGAAUCAACUGGUGAUGCUGCUGAAGCUGAAAUACUUUUCCGGACAGGAAAAGAGUUGUCCCAUCAGCAAAGUCUACCUACUUUUGGGAUUGCUUUUUCAUCAUUAUUAGGUCAAUUGUACCGUAAGAAACACUUAUGGGAGUUAGCAGAAAGUGAGCUCAGUAAUGCUAAAAAGCUUCUAGCAGAAUAUGAUACGAUUAUUUCCUGCAAGAACUGUAAGCUGACCCUUGAGGUUGCAAUUCAUAUCCAAACUGGAGAUUUAUCUAGAAACCUCUUUGAGAAAGGAAUUAAAUCUGUCAGUGGCCUAUCAAAUGCUAUAAGCAUGUAUAGAUCAGCUCUAGAGAAAAUUAGUAAUGCUGAAUUACAACGCCCUUGUAACUUCUGGGAUACAUCUGAACUCAACACUCUCUUGGUUAACACAGAUCAUGCUGUAGAAGCCAAAGGCGGAGCUCGACAAUGUGGUACAGCACCCUCAUUCAUUAAGGAAGUAAGGUCAUGUAUAUGCAGCAUCUGUCUUUCUUUACACCAGCGUUCCAGUGUCGACCGUCCUAGAUGUUUGCAGGCAGAGUAUAACAAACAAUCCUUCUCGAAUCCUGGAGCUGGAGAGUCGCUUGUGAAUAGUAAAGCCAAAAAAAUGUCAAGAAAUGCAUCAAAGGGUAUAUUGAAGGUGGAAAAAGCAGUGGCUGAAGCAAAAACAAUAAGAACUCGUUCUCGUAAACUGCUUGAACACAAAAAACAUGAAAAUGUUGCAGGUGAAGUGGAUUGUAAUUAUGACACAACUGUGAGUCAUGACCUCUGUGCUGAUUCUCUUAGUGCUAAAUGUUUAGAGAAGAAACUAAACACAAGCCGCCUAGAGGAUGAAUGCAAUAGAGAUGAUGAAUGUGACAAAGUAGGAUGUUGGAGCUGUUUUCUUAUUAAAGCACUAAAUGCCGGGCCUUUGGAAACCAUUUUGUUUCUGAAAUGGGAAUGCCAUCGGAGGCGUAUUCUUCUGAAACUGCUAUUAAAAAUAGCAAGAUCCUUGGGGGCUCAUGGUGGAAAGCAUGGUGCACAUGAAGUACAUGAUGUAUAUUGGCAAUCUAUUUCUCUGUUGUUCUACAGAUCCAUUUCUUGCAACUACUCUGAACUUAUGGGGCCUCGCUUAAUUGAGCUAAUUGCGGGCGAGAAUUUAGGCGAUACUCUUUCUAUUGAGCAUGCAGAGAUACUGUAUAACAUGAGCCUCUUUUCUCUAAAGGGAUGCCUUUCAGAGCAACCUAGGGGCACAUGCUGCUGCCUUUCUAAUAUACAAAUGUCUGAUGUUGUUCCUUGGUUGUUGAGAGCAUUCAUAAUUUCCCAACAGUUCCCCUCACUUCUUCAGAAGGUUUGCAGGCUUCUUGCUUCCAUAUAUUUGCUUUCAACAUUGGAUUACUCUACUUCUUUACCCUUGUAUUCUGAGAAAUCCCUCUCUUUGAAUCAUUGGGCUGCGUACUUCCAUCAAGCGUCUCUCGGUACUUUUCUGCAUCACCAUUACUUUUCUAGUUCCAGAGGGGUCUUCAACAAUAAAGCUACUGAGGACUGCCCUCGUAAUAUCAUGGCUGACACAGACAGCAGAACUUUCAAGUUUGUGAGAUGUUCAGUAGAGAAACUCGAACAUCUCGAAGAGCAUAUAACUGACUUUUUUAGGAGCCUCCCGAAAGUUCCUAUCAUUUGCAUCAGCAUGCUUGGAGAUGAUUAUGUUAAUCUCCUAGGAGAAACUCUCCUUCUCCCUUCGUUCUUUCCGGCUUGGCUUUUGCUGUCAAGAUUGGAUUCAACUAGCCAACCAAUCAAUAUGCUUCUGCCUGUAGACACAAUUUCAGUAGAGCUGCAAAUUGAAGAUGCUAUUUCUGGCAAAGAAUUCAUCAAUACAAGCAUGGUCUCUGUUAAGAGCUGGAAGUGCCCUUGGAGUUAUACUGUUCUGGAUUAUGUAGCCCCCUCUUUUAAACAGCUAUUGGAAGAGAACUUUGUAUCUCUAUCUAGCACAGCUCUUUCUCCAACUGAUGGACAAUUGGACCUCGUCAAGUGGUGGUCACAGAGAACCAAGCUCAAUAAUUGUCUAGAUAAGUUGUUGAAAAUCAUGGAGGAAUCAUGGUUGGGACCUUGGGGUUGCUUGUUUUUGGGUGACCAUUCAGCUCAUCAACAGAUGGACAUGAUGGUAUUCAAGUUAAUCGAUUAUCUAAAAUCUCAAUUCGAGUUUGAAGUUAAUCAUAGUCUUGUGAAAGCUAUCCUAUGUGGUGCCAAGUCAGUAGCAGAUGCGGAAGCAUGCAUUUCUCAACUUGUAUUAUAUAAAGGCUACUUUGGUAGGGGAGCAUGUUGUGGGGAGGAAAGACUUAGGGCUUUCUCUGCAGCUUGCCAGAUAGAAGCCGAUUUGUUAGACUCAAUACUUAAGUUACUCAAAGAAGCAAUCAACGGGCAGGUAGUACCAAUAGAUAGAGAACCAGUGAUUCUUGUACUGGAUACUGAUGUGCAGAUGCUCCCCUGGGAGAAUUUACCAUUGCUAAGGGGUCAAGAGAUCUAUCGCAUGCCAUCAGUAGGAAGUAUUCUUUUGGGAUUCAAUAGAAACCAGCACCUUCAUAAAGAGAGGGAUGCAAUGGGUGCUUACUUUCCUGUUGUUGACCCUUUCAAUGCUUACUACUUGUUGAACCCUAGUGGGGAUCUCAGCAGCACACAAGUGGAAUUUGAGAAGCUGUUCAAAGAUCACAACUGGGAGGGGAAAGCUGGAAAUGCUCCAACAACUGAAGAGUUGAUUUUGGCUUUGCGGAAUCAUGACCUUUUCCUUUACUUCGGUCAUGGAAGUGGAAUUCAAUACAUUCCAGGAAAAGAAAUUGAAAAAUUGGACCAAUGUGCAGCUACUCUCCUUAUGGGUUGUAGUAGCGGAACACUCUUCUGCAAAGGGUGCUAUGCUCCUCAAGGUGUCCCUUUGUCCUAUUUAUUUGCUGGAUCUCCUGCUAUCGUCGCAAACUUAUGGGAUGUUUCCGAUAAAGAUAUUGACCGAUUUGGUAAAGCCAUCCUUAAUUCAUGGCUGAAUGACGAAGCAGUAGCUGUUAGCGACUGUUCGAGGUGCUCUGAAUUAGUGAAAGAAUUCGGAUGCAUGAAGAUUGGAGAAGAUAACGAUAAUGCUAGAAAGACAAGAAGGAAAGGGUAUAGAGGGAAGAAGUCUCAGCAAUCACGUGAGAGCAAUAAAUGCCACACUUGUGGGAGAAAGAGGAUAGCUUCAUAUAUGAGCCGGGCACGAGAGGCUUGCAAGCUCCCAUUGUUAAUUGGGGCAUCUCCUGUUUGUUAUGGGGUGCCGACUUUCGUGAGGAAAAAAUCAGAAUGAUUAGCUGCUUUACGGGUAGAUUUUCUUUUUGUUCCUGCAUUUCUCCUAGACUUUCCCUGCUGGUUCAGUUGCUCAUUCAUGAUGAAGCAAUACAGAUAUACCGAUUUACACCAUUCUUAUGACAUCCAAUUCGUACUCAGGAACAUUGCUCAAAUGCUUGUAUUAAGUGAUAUAUAAGAAAGAUAUUGGGAUUCUGAUGUACAAGCUCUUGCAAGUUCCUGAAUUGGACUUUACAUUUUGUUCUAGUUGUGCAUUCGGUUGAAAAACAUCAGCAAUUGUAUUCAUCCUUGUAUGCGAAUUGGAAAAAAAAAAAUAAGUUAAUAUAUUCGAAAUGGUUAUAGUU
This is a messenger RNA of Ananas comosus (pineapple), 7156 nucleotides long. RefSeq names its product separase. The record is from RefSeq and is a predicted model, not a curated record. The transcript has 27 exons. NCBI's taxonomy places the organism in Eukaryota, Viridiplantae, Streptophyta, Magnoliopsida, Poales, Bromeliaceae. Bases 1 to 6813 code for a protein of 2270 amino acids. Gene Ontology annotation, cellular component: nucleus; centrosome; cytoplasm. Gene Ontology annotation, biological process: meiotic chromosome separation; proteolysis. Gene Ontology annotation, molecular function: cysteine-type endopeptidase activity.